CCGAGAGUGCUCUUUACCCACAACACUUGUCUGCUGCUCAUACUUAGCUAAGUGCAAAUGACGUUAGCUUUUGUGGCUACUAGUGCCUUGCUGCGAACUCAUUCACUUCGUAUGCAUACUAGCGGAAUGGUUGAACCGGAUAAGGCAGAUAUUUUAGUGUGACGUUGGUAGCUAUCCGUUAACUUUCUAUUCGCUGCAACUGUUCGCUGUUGCUUGUUUUGCAGAUUAGCACAAAGCUGGCUAGCUGUGCGGCUAAUGUUAGUUUUUAGCAUCGCGUCCUUUUAUAUAUGUCAAUGGUCGCGUCGCGGAUAGCUAGCUAACUGUUGUUAGCCAUCUGACGUAAAUAACGCGGACUUUAGUUGUAUCUUACUUAAAGCCAAGGUAAUACUAGUGCACAGCUAAAUUACAAAAAAACAUUAGCUGUCACACUGGAUGACUAACUUUUAACGAUGGCGUUAACUGUGGAAGUCCCUGCUGAUGAGUGGCCCUGAGAAGUGAUUCCGCUGGAUGAGUUAGCAACAAUGUCCUGUAAAUCAACCAAAGUGGCCCCGAGUGUUGAUUUUGACCACAGUUGCUCCGACAGCGUGGAAUAUUUGACGCUCAAUUUUGGCCCAUUUGAGACUGUUCAUCGCUGGAGAAGACUCCCUCCGUGUGAUGAGUUUGUUGGUGCAAGGCGCAGUAAGCACACUGUUGUGGCAUACAGGGAUGCCAUUUACGUGUUUGGGGGAGACAAUGGGAAGAACAUGCUGAACGACUUGCUCCGUUUUGAUGUGAAGGACUGCUCAUGGUGUCGAGCCUUCACCACUGGAACUCCACCUGCUCCCAGAUAUCACCAUUCAGCUGUUGUCUAUGGCAGCAGCAUGUUUGUUUUUGGGGGCUACACCGGAGACAUCUACUCAAACUCGAACCUGAAAAACAAAAAUGACCUUUUUGAGUACAAAUUUGCAACAGGGCAGUGGACUGAAUGGAAAGUGGAGGGGAGCUUGCCAGUAGCUAGGUCUGCACACGGGGCCACUGUCUAUAGUGAUAAACUGUGGAUAUUUGCUGGCUAUGAUGGGAAUGCCAGGCUGAAUGACAUGUGGACCAUCAAUCUGCAAGAUCGAGAACAUGCGUGUUGGGAGGAGAUCGAGCAGAGUGGUGAGAUUCCUCCAUCUUGCUGCAACUUCCCUGUAGCUGUUUGCAGGGACAAGAUGUUUGUGUUUUCUGGUCAGAGUGGAGCCAAGAUCACCAACAACCUCUUCCAGUUUGAGUUCAAGGGCCACAUGUGGACACGCAUCCCGACUGAACACUUACUGCGGGGCUCCCCUCCACCUCCCCAGAGACGUUAUGGCCACACUAUGGUUGCCUUUGACCGCCAACUGUAUGUAUUUGGAGGUGCGGCCGACAACACUCUGCCCAAUGAACUGCACUGCUACGAUGUGGACUCUCAGAGCUGGGAGGUGAUCCAUCCCAGCAUGGACAGUGAGAUGCCCAGUGGGAGACUGUUCCAUGCUGCUGCUGUGAUUCAAGAUGCCAUGUACAUCUUUGGAGGAACUGUGGACAACAAUGUGCGCAGUGGGGAGAUGUACAGAUUCCAGUUUUCCUGCUACCCAAAGUGUACACUCCAUGAAGACUAUGGCAAACUGUGGGAGAAUCGUCAAUUCUGUGAUGUGGAGUUUAUUCUGGGCGAGAGGGAGGAGAGAGUCUUGGGGCAUAUUGCCAUAGUGACUGCAAGAUGUCAGUGGCUGCGGAAGAAAAUCCUGCAGGCUUGGGAUAGGCAGCGACAGAAGACUAAACAAGACAGCUGCGAGGAAAGUGACGAAGGGGCAGCUGGAGGGCCGAGGGAUAUCCCAGCAAGCAACAGACCGAUGCUAGAGGUAUCCAUCAGGGAAGCGGAGGCCCAGCCUUUUGAAGUCUUAAUGCAGUUCCUCUACACAGACAAGAUCCAGUACCCACGCAGAGGUCAUGUUCAGGAUGUUCUUCUAAUUAUGGAUGUAUACAAACUGGCCCUUAGUUUUCAGCUUUCCCGCCUCGAGCAGCUGUGUGUGCAGUACAUUGAGGCUUCUGUCGACCUGCAGAAUGUUCUCAGUGUUUGUGAAAAUGCCAAUAAGCUGCAACUGGACCAGCUCAAGGAACAUUGCCUUAAUUUUGUGGUGAAGGAGUCACACUUCAACCAGGUGAUCAUGACGAAGGAGUUUGAACGUCUGUCCACCCCACUGAUCGUGGAGAUUGUGCGACGAAAGCAGCAACCUCCUCUCCGCUUGUACUCAGACCAGCCCGUGGACAUCGGGACCUCCCUGGUCCAGGACAUGAAGGCGUACCUGGAGGGAGGCGGCUUGGAGUUCUGCGACAUUGUCCUGCUGUUAGACGGACAACCACGGCCUGCUCAUAAAGCCAUACUGGCAGCCCGAUCCAGUUACUUUGAGGCGAUGUUCCGCUCCUUCAUGCCCGUGGACGGUCAGGUUAAUAUCUCCAUCGGUGAGAUGGUUCCAAGUAAGCAGGCCUUUGAGUCAAUGCUGCGUUAUAUCUACUAUGGCGACGUUAACAUGCCUCCAGAGGAUUCCCUCUAUCUGUUUGCUGCACCAUAUUACUAUGGGUUUUCAAACAACAGACUGCAGGCUUACUGCAAGCAGAAUCUGGAGAUGAAUGUCACUGUGGAAAAUGUCUUGCAGAUUCUGGAGGCAGCUGAUAAGACCCAGGCUCUGGACAUGAAGAAGCACUGCCUGCACAUUAUUGUCCACCAGUUCAUUAAGGUAUCCAAGCUCCCCAACCUGCGGUCUCUCAGCCAGCUGCUGCUGUUGGACAUCAUUGAGUCUCUAGCUACACACAUAUCAGACAAACAGUGUGCUGAGAUGGGCUCCGACAUUUAAGAGGACGCCAAGAGUCGGGCUCUUUUCUCUCACAGAAGCCAUACAUCUCUGCUCCACCUACUUCUAGUCAUUCCCUCGUAAAAAAAUGUUUAAGAUUAUUUUUUGGGCAUUUGUAGGCCUUUUAUUGACAGGACAGCUGAAGAAACGAAAGGGGUGAGAGAGGGGGAAUGACAUGCAGCAAAGGGCCGAAGGUCAGAGUCGAAACCGGGCCCGCUGCGUCGAGGAGUAAACCUCCAUAUAUGGGCGCCCGUUAUACCAACUGAGCUAUCCGGGCGCCCAGUUCUUUUCUUUAUGUUGGCCCUCGCAUGUCUUGACCCACAAACAGUAGAAGGCUUUCAUUCACACAGUAUCAAAUUGUUCUCACUCUGUAUCUCAAUGAAGAGUGAAAUCAUGGAAGAAACCGGAUUUUAGCUCAGUUACAAUUUGUUAAAUGGUCUAAAAUUCCCUUUUAUGUUAAGUUAGUGAUUUAUUUAUUUUGAUUACAGAAUUAAAACUUUUGCAAGGUUUAAUUCUGCUCAGUAUUGCUGCUGCAUUUUUUUUAAUACAUUUAGAUAUGCAGUGGACUGUAAUAACUCAUACUUGUGACACUAGAAAGGUUCAAGUGUGGCCAUCAGCUGUUAUCUGCUCAGAUACAUUCUAAGUCAUCUAAAUGCAACUUGAAUAAAGUAUACUAUUACAUGGAUUAUUUAUCUAUAAAACUGUAUUCAUCACUCGCAGUAUUCUCAGCUCUUACUCAGUUAACAAGCCUGGAUAAAAUGUAAGGAAUCAAAAUCAUAUGAAAAUAAUUAGAAUGUAUGUCUGUCUUAAAGCUCUUUGUUUUUGUUUAAUGUUAUUGUCACUGGUACACAUCUUUUGUAAUAUGUAUCACCUCUUAACCAUUACUAACAGACUCUCUCUAUCCAUACAAUAUAGCAAUGUGUAUUUAGUGACCUCAGUAUGCUGUUAUUAAAUAUUUAACCAUACGGAUUUCAUGUAUUUAAAGCCUUAAUAAAUCUUAUACAAAAUGA
Messenger RNA from Perca fluviatilis (European perch), 3856 nucleotides. RefSeq names its product leucine-zipper-like transcription regulator 1 (gene lztr1). NCBI's taxonomy places the organism in Eukaryota, Metazoa, Chordata, Actinopteri, Perciformes, Percidae. The coding region runs from base 522 to 2849 and encodes 775 amino acids. Gene Ontology annotation, cellular component: Golgi apparatus. The record is from RefSeq and is a predicted model, not a curated record. Gene Ontology annotation, molecular function: protein binding. The transcript has 19 exons.